Ylistrum balloti is the source of this 2124-nucleotide messenger RNA. RefSeq lists its product as uncharacterized. Gene Ontology annotation, cellular component: plasma membrane. The transcript has 2 exons. Lineage: Eukaryota; Metazoa; Mollusca; Bivalvia; Pectinida; Pectinidae. Gene Ontology annotation, molecular function: copper ion binding; oxidoreductase activity. The record is from RefSeq and is a predicted model, not a curated record. Gene Ontology annotation, biological process: iron ion transport. Bases 1 to 2124 code for a protein of 707 amino acids.
AUGGAGGUAGCUGCUGUUGUCUUCAUAGUAUGUUUUCUUGCGCCGACAUUGACUGUAGGACAGAACAGUGGUAGUACGUGGGAUCAGGUUCUAACAAGAGAAAACCCAUGCCGUGAUAACACUUGUGGAAGAAAUCACGAUGUCUGUGAAUGUUACCUAACGAUUGAGCAUCGUCUUACUAUGAUGAUAGAAGAAGAGAUGACUCUGGUGGUUCCCAAUGGAGGCCAGCUUUACGAGUAUGACAAACCGGGGAGUCCCAUUAUCAAGGCAGACCAAAUACCGUAUAUCUUGACUGCUGAUGGUAACAACUCUCGAUUAGUUAUUGCAAUAAAUCGGCGAUUCCCUGGUCCCAAGAUCGAGGCGUAUGAAGACCAAACUUUGAUUGUCCACGUUCGAAACUUGAUGGACACAGAUAGCACUACGGUACAUUGGCAUGGUAUGCACCAACAGGGAUCAACGUAUGCGGAUGGCGUUGCCAUGGUAUCUCAGUGUCCGCUAGGACAUGGCCAGGAGUUUACCUACAAAUUCACAGCAAAGCCACACGGCACGAGCUUCUACCAUGCUCACAUAGGUGAUCAGAGAACGAUGGGUUUGUAUGGACCACUCAUCGUUAAACCAAAAAAAGAACUUCCAUCAGAAACAAGACAGGAACAUGUUGUCAUGUUGCAGGACUGGAAUCACGACGAUGAUGCAUCCACGUUAUACCAGCGGAUGUUGUAUGGCAUAUAUGAUCAAGAGAACAAAGUACCAUACAACACAACGUACUCGGUGGAUGGUGGUAUGUACAGUAGAUAUAGAUACCAUUCCGGUCUGAUAAAUGGGAAAGGUCGUUACUACAAGACCCCAACAACCCAUAACGGAGCGCCACUGACAGAAUAUGACGUGGCCCAAAACAGAAACUACACAUUUAGAGUGAUCAGUGCAGCUACACUAUAUCCUUUUCGUGUAUACGUUGAAGGACAUCCCAAAAUAACUGUUGUUGCUUCCGACGGAUUUGCGUUGAAACCCAUGGUUGUGGAGUCAUUCAUCAUCAAUCCAGGAGAAAGAUAUGACUUUGUAUUAUUUACAGACCAGCCUAUGGCUAACUACUUGCUGGUUGCACAGACGCUAGAAGUAGAAAGUGAAAUAGCAAAAAGAGGCGAAUACCACGUAGCGGAAGCCAUAAUUCAUUACAUUGGUACCGCCAGGAACCCAAACCAGCCCAAGGGAACCAAACCACAGUGUACCUCGACUAACGAAUGUGUUAUUUUUAAUUGCCCAUAUCUUCAACCUGCAGGGGAAAGUGAAAUUUGUUUGACGUAUAAUGACGCUAGAACAGACGAUUUCAACUCUCGGCCACAAGAUGUUAGGAAUAUAGAUGAAGAGUUCUUCUUUAAUUUUGCUUUUCCGGGACCAAGUGGAUUUAUGGAAGGAUCCGUGAAUGGUCGCCAAUUUGUACCUCCAGUUGGUCCUAUUUACUCACAGCCAGAUGAUGGCAUAACUGCAUGUGAUCAAGAUUGCGAAGACACGACUUGUAGAUGUACAUACACAAAGGAGAUAGAAUAUGGAAAAGUGUACCAGUUUAUAUUGACUGACCUCGGGAACGGGAAAGGUUGGUCACAUCCGGUACAUCUACAUGGACAUUCAUUUUACGUAAUGAAAAUAGGGUUCGGACAGUACGAUUCGAAUGGCGUCCUGGUCGAUUCAACCCCUGACAUAUCAUGUGCACGAGGAUCUAAAGGUUACUGUAAUAACCCUGUAUGGGCAAAUUCCAGUUGGAAUGGUGGUAAUAUUCCAGGUCUAGUGCUGGAAAAUACUGCACAGAAAGAUACUGUCAUCGUCCCUACUCACGGCUACGUCGUCAUCAGAUUCAAGGCAGACAACCCAGGUGCCUGGUUCUUCCACUGUCACAUCGACCUUCACAAUACAAACGGUAUGGGGAUGGUGAUAAUUGAAUCUCCCAAUAUGUACCCAAAAAUCCCUAAUAACUUUCCAGUAUGCGGCGAUUUCAAUGCGGAAGAAGAAACGGUUGUCGAGAAGGAACUGGGAUUUGGGGAAGGAAUAGGUGUCGGUAUUGCUAUUGCCAUUGUUGGAAUCAUAUUAGUCGUUGGAAUAAUCUUCGUGGUGAGGAAGUACCUUUGUUAA